AUGGAGCCCUUGUCUGACGGUGUCCUGGUUCACAACCUCUCGUCUCGUCGCCUCACACAGCAACAGCUGGAGGUUUUAUCCUAUGACGCUAAGUUCAACACAAGAGAUGCUCGACCGGAAGAUUUCAUCGCAUCCUUCGAGUCGGCCCUUCAGAAGUGUGAAGCCAACGAGGAGUACAAAAAUUCCAUGCGGCAGCAAGUGUCAACUCUUCUCCUCCAGCACAAACCUCAAAGGGUGAUUUCCGAAGCAGAAGACCGAGAACUUCUGAGAAUGCGAAAGAUGAGAGAUAUCGUCACCCUGCCAGCCGACAAGGGACGCUCGACGGUUGUCAUGGACAAGACCGAGUACACGGCGAAACUGGAAGGUCUGCUGGAGGACGAAGUUGCCUAUAAGCUUUCGGAGACUGGAGAAUUCAAGAAGCACGUGAACAGUGUAAACAAGGCGAUAGACAAGUUAAGGAAGGCAGGAGCCCUCAAGAGGCAGGAAGCACUGGCCGCAAAAGCCACCGAUGCCGCCAUGGCGCGCUUCUACGGUCUGCCAAAAGUGCAUAAACCGGGAGUACCUCUACGCCCCAUAGUCUCAUUACGCGGCACCCCGACCUUUGGACUGUCGAAAUGGCUUUACCAACGAUUCCGUUUCCUGACCGGGGAUUCCGAAUGUACGGUGAAAUCGGCUGAGCAGUUUUUGAGGAGUAUCAGACAUCUAGAAAUAGAGUCAGACGAGAUGAUGGUAUCGUUUGAUGUGGUCUCCUUAUUCACCUCCAUCCCAACCGACCUUGCCAUCAGCACCAUUAACGAGCUAAAUCAGGAGAAGUACGAUGAAACCGAUCAACGGCUUACACGAACGCACGUCAUCGAACUCCUGGAAUUGUGCCUCAGGACUUUCUUCACUUUCAACAACCGGGUUUACGAACAAAAGAAGGGAACACCCAUGGGCUCCCCGCUGUCUGGACUGAUUGCCGAGGCUGUUCUGCAGAGGCUCGAGCGACUGGUCGUCAGUUCGUACUCCCCUAAAUUCUGGGCCAGAUACGUCGACGACACAUUUGUCGUAGAGUUGCGAAAAUUCCCAUUGUAA
Molecule: messenger RNA, 1074 nt
Organism: Spirometra erinaceieuropaei
Lineage: Eukaryota; Metazoa; Platyhelminthes; Cestoda; Diphyllobothriidea; Diphyllobothriidae
Source: the annotation of a GenBank genome assembly